Camellia sinensis is the source of this 2185-nucleotide messenger RNA. RefSeq names its product histone deacetylase 1 (gene HD1). The record is from RefSeq and is a predicted model, not a curated record. Lineage: Eukaryota; Viridiplantae; Streptophyta; Magnoliopsida; Ericales; Theaceae. Gene Ontology annotation, cellular component: nucleus. Gene Ontology annotation, molecular function: histone deacetylase activity. Gene Ontology annotation, biological process: epigenetic regulation of gene expression.
UUUCACAACAUCGUCGCUGAAAUAGCACGAGGCUGCCAAAAGAAAAAGGUGCAGUCAGUGCGUUAAGGAGAGGAGAGGAGAGGAGACGAGACGAGACGAGAGGAGAUUCGUUUGAACCGCCGUGUGAACCGGCAACAGAGCGACCAUCCUCGUCCUCGUCCUCAUCAUCGUCAUCGUCAUCGUCAUCGUCAUCGUCAUCGUCAUCGUCAACAACAGCUGUAGUGUAGUCAGUAGUCUGUAAGUAAAAAGGGUUGAUCAAUCAUGAACGGAUUGCUUUGGGGCUUAUUGUUAUUGCCCCCAGUAUACCAUACCGUACCAAAAAUGAUAACUAAUGCACACAGUCAAACAUAAUUGAUGAUGGACGCGGGAGGCAAUUCUCUUCCAUCCGGACCUGAUGGUGUGAAGAGGAAAAUUUCUUACUUUUAUGACCCAGAGGUUGGCAAUUACUACUAUGGUCAGGGUCACCCUAUGAAGCCACAUAGGAUCCGAAUGACCCAUGCUCUUCUUGCCCACUAUGGAUUGUUGCAACACAUGCAGGUCCUAAAGCCCUUCCCUGCACGGGAUAGAGAUCUUUGCCGCUUUCAUGCUGAUGAUUAUGUGUCCUUUUUGAGGGGUAUAACCCCCGAGACACAGCAAGAUCAGCUAAGGCAACUCAAGCGAUUCAAUGUUGGUGAAGACUGCCCUGUCUUCGAUGGUCUUUACUCUUUCUGUCAAACUUAUGCUGGUGGAUCAGUUGGUGGCGCAGUUAAGUUAAAUCAUAGUCUCUGUGAUAUUGCCAUUAAUUGGGCUGGUGGACUACAUCAUGCUAAGAAGUGUGAGGCAUCUGGAUUUUGCUAUGUAAAUGACAUUGUCUUGGCAAUCUUAGAACUUCUUAAACAACAUGAGCGUGUUUUGUAUGUGGACAUUGACAUUCACCACGGGGACGGUGUUGAGGAGGCUUUUUACACCACUGACAGGGUCAUGACUGUGUCAUUCCAUAAGUUUGGAGAUUAUUUUCCUGGUACUGGGGAUGUACGUGAUAUAGGAUAUGGGAAAGGGAAAUACUACUCCCUUAACGUACCAUUGGAUGAUGGGAUUGACGAUGAGAGCUACCACUUCUUGUUCAAACCAAUCAUUGGUAAAGUGAUGGAAGUUUUUAAGCCCGGUGCGGUGGUUCUCCAAUGUGGUGCUGAUUCCUUAUCUGGGGACCGGUUAGGAUGCUUCAAUCUUUCAAUAAAAGGCCAUGCAGAGUGUGUCAGGUAUAUGAGAUCUUUCAAUGUGCCACUAUUGUUGCUGGGUGGUGGUGGUUACACCAUCAGGAAUGUUGCUCGUUGUUGGUGUUACGAGACAGGAGUUGCCCUGGGUCUUGAAGUCGACGAUAAGAUGCCACAACAUGAGUAUUAUGAGUAUUUUGGUCCAGACUAUACUCUUCAUGUUGCCCCCAGUAACAUGGAGAACAAAAAUUCACGACCGUUACUGGAGGAGAUAAGGGCUAAUCUUCUUGAUAAUCUUUCGAAGCUUCAACAUGCUCCCAGUGUCCAAUUUCAGGAAAGACCACCUGAUACUGAGCUUCCUGAGGCAGAUGAAGAUGAAGAUGAUGGAGAUGAAAGAUGGGAUCCGGAUUCUGAGAUGGAAAUUGAUGCGGAGUGUAAACCUCUACCAAGCAGAGUGAAGAGAGAAAUUGUUGAAUUGGAGCCUAAAGAUAUGGUGGAUCAAAAAAUAAUUGAGGAGCAAGCUAGAGGCAUCAACACUACACAGGAGCCAACUGCAAUCUUAAAGGCUCCAGACAGCAGAUCUAGGCUAAUAGAUGAAUCAUGUUUGAAAGUUGAACAAGAAAACAUGAAGAAGCCAUGUGAUGCACGAGCUCAAAUGUAACCUAGGGCUACAUGGUGAAGUUUCGUUACACCAGCACGAAUGCAUUUUGGCUCUACCUUUUUUAGUUUUCACAUCUUUCUUUCCUUGUUUGUGAGUGCACACAUUUGAAAAGCCAAGGAAGCCAAUCUCUUUCUUUUUCUUUCUUUUUUGUUUUUGUUUUUUUUUUUCUUUUUUCAUAAACAUUGAUUUCUAAGUUUAUGAUAAGAUGACAAUGUUUAGAACAUUUCCAAUAGUGUAGUACUUAACUGUAGUUGUAUUCAAAUCCCAUAGUUAAACAAAAGGUAGGCACUCCAACUUAUGCUACCUAAAUAACAGUGUUAUUUUUAUACUA